Cinara cedri is the source of this 4041-nucleotide messenger RNA. The record is from the annotation of a GenBank genome assembly. NCBI's taxonomy places the organism in Eukaryota, Metazoa, Arthropoda, Insecta, Hemiptera, Aphididae.
ACACGCGCCGGGUGCAUCGAAUCGCGCGUCAACCUGAUGGUAUAUAAAACCUAUGGGUACCGUAAUCACCGGAUUCUUUCGAAUAUCUUUGGGCUCGAAAAACGUUCCGUUGUAACCUCAAUAUUCGAAAAAGUCUUGUAUAUUUUUUAUUUUUCGUCCGCAUAACCGAAUAUCGUAUCUAAUAUCCGUUAGUAAAUUAGUUACUGAGUGCAUACAUGUACUUGAACCGCACAUGUAGUACGGACGUACAGAUAAACUUUCCUGACACUCAACAGUUCUGAUAAUUUUAUAGUGAAUGGUGGUUGGGUGUGUGUUUGUAACCAGUGUAAUUUUAUUGCGAACGUUUAAUUUGGAUUUUGUCUAGAUGUAACGCACACGAUUCCGUUGUGAUGGUAGUGGCCGUUGGAGUUGGGCCUGUUUCCAAGUAAUGCCCAUGAGGAACAUAACAAAUAGAAAAAUCCGAAUUGGUUGAUAACAAUAUAUUGUUUGAUCGCCAUGGACCAGUACACGGCAAAGGCAAUCAUUUUUGUUCUGUCAAUUGUUACAAGACUGUUUUUUGGAUUCACUCCAUUGCUAGUGUCCAGAAAAUUUUUAACCAAUAAAGCUACUGAUUCGCUGACUUCGAAAACGGUGAGUCGUCCACAACGAUUGGUUAUAUAAGCUCAAAUAUCAUGGAGUAUUAUUUUAUUUAAUGUUUUAGUUGGAAUAUCUGGUUUCAUUAUGUUUGAGCUUAGGCGGAGGCGUGUUACUAGCUACCUGUUUUGUUCAUUUAAUGCCAGAAGUGAGAGAGAGUCUUUCCACCCAGUUAGAUGAAAGUUACCAUCACUACCCUUUUACUGAACUGGUUGUUUGUACGGGAUUUUUUCUCGUCUACUUUGUUGAAGAAUCUGUAAAGCAUGUAGUUAAGAAACAUAAAAAACGUAGUAAAGCAAAAACUGCACCACACUGUGAUAGACUAUUGCAAUGGAAUAGUCAGUUGACAGCAGUCAAAUCUGCUGAUGAUGUAAAUUCUGUAAGUGUAGAUCAAGGAACUGGAACUCCAGAUUGCCAAAUUGAACAAAAUAAUAAUGAAAUGUCACAUGUUCAUAAUCUAAGAAGUCUAUUUGUUGUGCUUGCAUUAUCCUUCCAUUCAGUUAUGGAAGGAAUAGCCAUUGGCUUAGAAGAUAAUGUGGACGAUAUGGGAUUCCUGUUUUUAGCUGUAUCUAUACAUGAAUGUACUAUAUUAUUUUGUAUUGGCAUCAAAUUGGUCACAUCGUGUUCAUCUUUAACUAAUAUUAUAUUAAAUAUUGUUGUCCUUACUUUGGUAUCACCAUUUGGUAAGUUUAUUGUUUUUCUGUGUAUUAUAUUUAUCUUAUUUUCAAUACAACUAAGUACCAUAUAUUUUAUUUUUCUGUGAAUUAAAUUAUAAGAGAUUACUAUAAUGUUGUGAGGUAACUUAUAUUUCUUCAUCUGUUUUUAUAUCUGUAAAUAAAUUUUUGACCAGAUGAUUUGCUUGAAUUUAAAAAAUGUUCUUCCCGGAGAUAUUCAUGUGUCUAGGAUAGGAUGUUUUCACCUACAAAUAAAGUAAUAAUAGGAUUUUCCCCACCAUUUUUUUUUUUUUUUUUUUUUAUAUAUAUACAAUUUGAUAACGCUAAAUAAUAAUUAUAAUAAUUGACUACCAUAGAAAAAUUAUAAAGUCAAUACAAAAUUAAAGUUAUAUUUUAACAGAAUUGGAUUACAUUAUAAAAAAGUAUGUUAUUUAAAUCGUUUUCUAAGUAAUUUUUAAUUAUUACCAUUUACUGUCAUCGAAAUGAAUAAAAAAAAAUUGGGUGGGGAAAGUGUACUUAAAUAUAAAAGGUAAAUGUCCAAUUACAGAUUUGUUCCAAUUAAAAACUCCAAGAGGCUUUCUUAUAGCAUAUCUGCAUAGAACUACUUAAAGAUACUAGAAAUUUUUACAAUUUAAAUAAAGCAAACUAUGUUGAAUAUAAGCUCUGUUCAAAAUCAUUAUGUUAGCAAUGAUUUACUGUUACAUUAAGAAUUUAAACCAUAUUUAUCUACAUAUUCUACAUUUUAAAUUUCCCUCUUUUAAUAGUGGCCCAUCUUGGUUGUUAUAUUUCUCGAUUUAACAGGACAUUCAAGAUUUUUAAUAUACUUGUUCCGCGUCAAUUCUUAGUAAGUUCUAUUCAUGAUUUUUGUUUAUCCUAUUUCCUAUCUUACAAACUAGAAAGUUUUUAAAACUACUGGGCAAAAGAUUUGUAGUGUUUAAAAUUUAAAAAAAUUAUAAUUAGUUAUUCUUAUGGUUUAAAUUGUAUUAAUCUUAUCAUUAGGUAGGUUGCCUAUAUUUAAAUCAAACUCUAAAAAUUCCAAAAUGACUGUUUAUUCUCAGUAUUACCUUUUGUCUUAGUCAAUGGGUCCAAUCAGUUUUAUUCAAUAAAAUAAUUAUUUGUAUUAAUAUAAUAAUUUGCAAAAACCAGCUAAACAAGUUAAUUAAGAUUUAUAAUAAAACUACUUUAAUAGUUAAAAUGCUACAAUUUAAUUUUUAUUUUUUAGGUAUCUUGGUUGGAUCAUUAUUAACGUUGGAUGUAUCUGGUGUGGACAAUAAUUAUCAUACAAUUGGAAAUGCAACUUUACAAGGUUUAGCUGCUGGUACAAUUCUAUAUGUUACAUUUUUUGAGGUGCUUGACCGUGAAAGAAAAAAGGAUACAGCGCCUGGUUUGCUCAAGUUACUGUUCAUUAUGAUUGGAUUUUUCUUUAUGGUUACGAUGGAAAUUUUCGGUAAAAUAAAAAAAUUUACAUAAUAAUUUUAUUAAAUAUUUAAAUAAACUUUAACUUGCAGGUGGUCAUAAACAUAAAGAUAUGCAUUUGAGCCAUGAACAUAACUGCAGUACAUCGACUGCUCAUCCUUAACAUAAUAAUUUGUUUAUUUCAGAUGUAUUUGUUACCAGAUGUUAUAAUAAUAUCCCUGUAUACCUACAUUUGCAUUUUGCUUAUGUUAUUUUAUAAAAAUUAAGUUCAAAAAGUACUUCUGAAAUGAUUUAUAUCAACUACUCAUCUAAUAAUGAGACUAAAAUAAGUUAUAACAUAUGAAUCAUUUUUAACGAUCUUCCAUUAUAUUAAUUAUUUGUGUAAAUAUGAAAUAAUAUUCCUCCAAUGUGGACUAUUUUUUUUUUUUAUAAUAAUGAUGAUGUGUAAAAUUCAUACUAUUUAUUAUAUGACUUAAAUUAGUAUUAAAUUUGUUUUAGUGUUCCUCAUUUCAUUAUUUACUGAAACAAUCAUAUAUAUGACUUAUAUUUUUCAGUUUCAAUAUUUUUACAUUAUUUUGGUUAUGUUACAACUGUUCACUUUUAAACUAAUUUUUUAUUGUAAUUAUACAAAUUGUUUAUGUUUUCAUUAAAUUACUAUUGUCAAUUGAAACUAAACAAAAUAAGUCCUUAAAUGGGUUAUAAUAGUACAUUGUUAAAGUACAAGAAGUGAUUAUGUAAUAUUUUUCAUUAAUUUUUAUUUUAAAGAUAGUUGUUAUUGUUAAAACUGUUCAAUUAUUUUAUGAACAUUUUAAUCAUGAAAAUUGUAUUAGGUAACAAUAAAUAUAUUUUGUUUUUUUUUUUUUUUUUUUUUUUUUAAGAAGCAUAAUGUCUUCAUUAUUGAUUAUUUAUUAUAAGUCAAUUCUGGAUUUGUCUAAAUUACAAGAAAUUAAUUGUAUAAAUUAUUUUCAUAUUAUAUAUUACUAAUUACUAUUUCCUAUUUUAUAUAUUCUAGCAAGGCUGAUAUUAAAGAUAUGAACUUCCUAAAACAUUUUAAAAAUAAAAAUUUCCUUUUAUAAAUUCUUAUUUUAAAUGGUUCUACUUCUAUGUUGGAUAAUACAACAUAAUAUAUUUAAUUAAAAUAUGAAUUCAGAAUCUUUGAUAGUAUAUUCUGGCCCACGAGAGAAGUAAAACGUGUCCAAUUACGCAUAUGUAUACACAUCACAGCACGUAACUGAAUAGAAUAAAGUUUGGAAAAUAGUACUACUGAGCAGUCACUGGUCUUAGUCUACAUGCCCAAAAUAGUUUAUUUCUUUCAUGG